Messenger RNA from Gekko japonicus, 856 nucleotides. It is a transcript of the gene IL15, whose product is annotated as interleukin 15. NCBI's taxonomy places the organism in Eukaryota, Metazoa, Chordata, Lepidosauria, Squamata, Gekkonidae. Gene Ontology annotation, biological process: positive regulation of immune response; neutrophil activation; positive regulation of T cell proliferation. The coding region runs from base 235 to 690 and encodes 151 amino acids. Gene Ontology annotation, cellular component: extracellular region. The transcript has 6 exons. The record is from RefSeq and is a predicted model, not a curated record. Gene Ontology annotation, molecular function: cytokine activity; cytokine receptor binding.
AGCCAACGCCGCCGAGCGCUGCUUCGACGAAGGGAAGCGCUGCUGUUCUUGGGAAGAGGGUGGGACUCUGAGCCGCCACGCUCGCCUCUUGCCUGUCCCUUCCCCUGUACGAGGUGCCCGGGAGCGCCGCUGCCUCCCGAGUCGCGCUAGACUUCUGAGGCGAGGACUGGUCUGCGCCUGUUUCAAGAAAACAUGCUGGAGAAUGUUCACCUUCAGUAGCAAGUAUAUAUAAUUAUGAACAGUUAUUUCCUUUCUUCUUCUUUAAAUAACAAGCCCACAGUUACCAUCUUCAUUCUUUGCGCAUAUCUACUACAAGUACAGGCGAAACAUGAUGGUUAUUUGAGUGCUGCGCUUGCGGACCUGAAAAGAAUUAAAACCUGUUCUAAGAUUGAUGCCUUUUUAUAUACUGCAGAAAUGACUGAUCGUAGUGAAUGUAAAGCAUCAGUGAUGAACUGCUUUAUCCUCGAAAUGGAAGUAAUUUGGUAUGAAUCUAAGUACAUAAGGGAUACGACAUUCAGCAAUACUGUACUUAAUGUGCUGAAAACUGUCCGCGAACAUUCGCUUGUCAAAAAUCAGAGCAACAAAACAUCCACAUGCCAAAAAUGUGAAACUUUUGGAGAGAAAAAAUGUACAGAAUUUUUAAAAAGGUUUGAAUAUUUUAUAAAACAAUUGUAUACUGAACUGGAAUAAAAAACGCAAAAAUCAUAAAACAAUGUCAAGAAAGCAUAAAAUGAAAUUCUAGUGCAGCAGGAAGUACCCCGAAAUGAAGAAAUACAAUGGGGACAAAUUAAAAUCAGUAUUGGUGAGCAACGAGUUUGUGCAUUUAAUCUUGUGCAUUUAAUCUUCAGGAUUUUUU